Aspergillus ochraceoroseus IBT 24754 is the source of this 1224-nucleotide messenger RNA. RefSeq lists its product as uncharacterized. The transcript is spliced from 2 exons. Lineage: Eukaryota; Fungi; Ascomycota; Eurotiomycetes; Eurotiales; Aspergillaceae. The record is from RefSeq and is a predicted model, not a curated record. Bases 1 to 1095 code for a protein of 364 amino acids.
AUGUAUACCCCUACUCACGACGAGGAUAUUACCAUUGUCAGCGGCGUUCAAGCAACUUGGAGCAUUCAUAACUUACCUGACAUUUUGUAUUUCAUCCGUCCCCAACCCGAACAUGCUAUAUCGGCUGUCCCUAGGCACAAGGCAGAUUGCUUGAUAUUUGGCAACGUCGUGAAUCACUACGAUGUUCUGCCUGUUCAGAUCUCAUCCCUGGUCGAAGGAUGGCGGGUGGAAGCCUGGAUGCGUCUGGACGGCCGUAUCACGGCAGAGGAUAUCAUUGACCGCGUUAUUCCGAAAUACAGAUCGCAGAUUGCACCAGGUGGGAUUGAGCUGCGUCGUAGUGAGUUUCGAGAGCUUUUUUAUACGACAAGCUGGGGGUGGGGAGAUACCUAUAAACGGGUGACCCAGGCCAUGAAAGCGAAAGGUUUGAAUCCAAAGACAAAUAGCACCAGAGGAUUAACCCCGGGCCUGGUCAGCCCCGAAAUGGGAAUUUUAAGCUCUCGUAUUCCUGUUCCUGAAUAUGUUGGAUCGCAAGUUCGUCCGAUUGCCUUUCUUGGACGCCAGGUUUUCCAACACGCACCUCAGGUUUGGUCCCAUAUUCCUUUAGCACAGCCAACUCUGGCCCCGUUGGGUAACUACAUGCUGCCUUUUGUUCGUGCUGUCACUGGAAGCAUGCCUUAUCCUCCUUAUCCUCCUUCUCCUCGCCCUCAUCCUCCUGCUCAUCCUCCUGCUCGUCCUCAUCCCACUGCUAUUCAUCCUCACCCUCCUGCUAUGCAUCCUCAUCCUUCUGCUCAUCCUCAGCUUCCCGCUAGUCAUCCUCAUCAUCCUGCUUAUCCUCAUCCUCCCGCUAUUCAUCCUCGUCCUCCUGCUCUCGAUCAAAACGAGUUGGCCUACCACGGCGGUCCUCCAGCCAGAAGAUUCCAAGACGACCCCGACGACAACGGGAGAACUAUGGCCUUAGAGGACUACCUUACCAGACACCGUCUCACAUUCCAUCAGUAUAUCCAUAUUCGCUAUGAGAGUCGUGUGGAAUUUACUAUGGCACUGGAGCCAGCAACACAGGAUCCAUGGGCCACUCUCGAUGGACAGAGAGACUAACUAGCCUAAGCGGUUAUGGAUUGGCCAGAAUAUCUCUGUCGAUGGAAUAUCUGGUAUUUUGCAGAUAGGGUGAGCUGUCUGGGGUUUGUAAUUUACUGUUGUCUCUGGGGCUUUUGUGUACGGGCGCUU